Pseudopipra pipra is the source of this 3521-nucleotide messenger RNA. RefSeq names its product FGGY carbohydrate kinase domain containing (gene FGGY). The record is from RefSeq and is a predicted model, not a curated record. Gene Ontology annotation, cellular component: cytoplasm. Gene Ontology annotation, biological process: carbohydrate phosphorylation; pentose metabolic process. Gene Ontology annotation, molecular function: D-ribulokinase activity. The transcript has 16 exons. Lineage: Eukaryota; Metazoa; Chordata; Aves; Passeriformes; Pipridae. The coding region runs from base 347 to 2179 and encodes 610 amino acids.
UAAUGUCAAAAAUGAUUCUUUCACUUUCUACAAUCGAAAAGCAGCUUUUAUUUAACAUAUUUAGAUCUUUUCACACAAAGAUUGGGAAACCUAAUUUGAGCCUGUUAACCUUUUUCUUGGUAAUCCAUAGAAAAGCACAGCUGCACUACUAAAAACAUACUGUUUAUCCAUGAUCACCAAGGCUGGGCAGCCUGCAGCGUUCCAAAGAUCAAAGUUUAAAACAGACGUGCCUGUCCUUCCUAAUUCCUUGUAUUUAAGGACAUGAUACCACCAAAUCUAGACUUGCUGCUGCUAAAAACUUGAGCUGAGCUUCAACCUGUGUUCGUGUGAGAAAGGUUUAUUAAGAAUGCACAGUAAGAAGACUGCAGUCAGGUACUAUGUUGGGAUUGAUGUUGGCUCGGCGAGUGUUCGAGCAGCUUUGGUCGAUGGCUGUGGGACAGUGGUGGCACACGCGGAGCAGCCCAUCCAAAUUUGGGAGCCCCAGCCAGACCACUACGAGCAAUCCUCUGCAGACAUCUGGGCUGCCUGCUGCUCAGUCACAAAGGUGGGCAAAGGCAGAGAAAAUGAAGGAUUUGUGUUGCAGAAGGUUGUCUGUGGAGUGGAUGCUGCCCAGAUUCGAGGGGUUGGGUUUGAUGCUACGUGUUCUCUUGUUGUUCUGGAUAAACAGUUCCAACCUUUGGCAGUCAACUGUGAAGGACAGAACCAUAGGAAUGUUAUUAUGUGGAUGGAUCAUCGUGCAGUGAGUCAAGUCGAGCUCAUCAAUGCAACACAACACAGAGUUCUGAACUAUGUAGGGGGAGCAAUGUCUGUGGAAAUGCAACCACCUAAACUGCUGUGGAUAAAGGAGAACUUGCAGGAAUCCUGGGAGAAGGCAGGCUACUUCUUUGAUCUUCCGGAUUUCUUGUCUUGGAAAGCCACAGGUGUCACUGCAAGGUCCCUCUGUACAGUCGUGUGCAAGUGGACGUACACGCCAGACAAGGGUUGGGAUGACAGCUUCUGGAAAAUGAUUGGUUUGGAAUGUUUGGUGAAGGAUAAGUAUGAAAAAAUAGGAAACCACGUCUUGUCUCCUGGAGAGGCCGUUGGAAAAGGUCUAACGCCAGAAGCUGCCAAAGAUCUGGGUCUCCCCGAAGGGAUUGCAGUGGCAGCAUCUCUCAUUGAUGCACAUGCUGGAGGACUAGGAGUAAUUGGAGCAGAUGUGAAAGGACAUAACCUGCCAUGUGAGAACCAGCCGAUUACAUCCCGAGUUGCAAUGAUCUGUGGAACAUCUUCGUGCCACAUGGGGGUCAGUGAAAAACCCAUUUUUGUUCCUGGUGUUUGGGGACCAUAUUUCUCUGCAAUGGUACCUGGAUUGUGGUUGAAUGAGGGAGGUCAAAGUGCUACAGGAAAGCUGAUCGAUCAUGUGGUCCGAGGCCAUGUCGCCUUCCCGGAAUUACAGUCAAAAGCUGCAGCCAGUGCUCACAGCAUAUAUACAUACUUGAACAGUCACCUGGAUCUGAUUAAGAAAUCUUUGCCUGUGGGUUUCCUCACUGUUGAUUUACAUGUUUGGCCAGAUUUCCAUGGUAACAGAUCUCCCUUAACAGAUCUGACACUAAAGGGCAUGGUUGUUGGACUGACAUUGUCCCGGGGUCUGGAUGAACUUGCCCUUAUCUACCUGGCCACGAUCCAAGCCAUUGCUUUAGGAACAAGACAUAUUUUGGAAAUGAUGCAGGCUGCAGGACAUGAUAUCAACACGCUGUUUCUGUGUGGUGGGCUGAGCAAGAACCCUCUCUUUGUGCAGAUGCAUGCUGACAUUACUGGGAAGCCUGUUGUCCUGUCCAAAGAGGUGGAGUCUGUUUUGGUGGGUGCUGCUAUUCUUGGAGCUUGUGCUUCUGGGGAUUUUGCAUCUAUACAGGAGGCCAUGGCGAAAAUGGGGAAAAUUGGGAGAGUUGUGCAGCCCAACCACGAGCACAAAAGAAGGGGAACCACCAUGUCAUCAGCUGCUCCAAGUAUCCUGCAGAGAGGCCCAGGCUUCACAUCAAAUGGAGAAGACAAGCAUAUGGUGGUUCCAAAGAAGCAAACAGCAACUCUGAGGAAAAAAAUCCACGAGACACCCCAAGGUGAAGAUUCUUCACAAGGCAAGAGUCAGGAACAGCAGCAUGUCACACAGGUAAUCUGCAAACUGAGUAUUCACAUGACAUAGGUUAUUUUGCAUCCUGAUGCUUGCAGUGUUUCAGUUCAAUGUGUCUCUAAGCAUUUUCAGAUUCAGAUCUCUUGAAUGAAGAACCUUUCUGUGCUGUGUGAAUGCCCCUAUGCUGUUCAAUUGUUGUGCAGUAUCCAGAGGAACAUUUCUAAAAGGGAUCCCCACUGCUCCAGACCUUGGAAAAGAAAAUAUUCUGCCUGACAUUGAAUCCUUUUGGGAAUUGGGUCUUAAUGGCUGCACUGGUGUGUGCCCGGAUUGAGAAUUUGGCACCAAGUGUAGACUGUGAGUGCUUGGAAAUGAGGCCUUGAGUCUCACCCGGCUUUGCACAGGAACUGUAGGACUAAGUGAUUGUUCCUCUUCAUUAAUGCUGUUGGGUUGGGUUAAAAAUUAAUGUUCCCCUCCACGGGGUGUAGUUUAGUCGGUAGGUUAAAACAGACUCCACAGUUCUUUCAGGCUCCUUCCCAGGAUGUGACAGGAGAGGAAGGAUGUGCUUUGGUGAUAUCUUACACCCUGUCAGGAACAGGCCUUGCUUGUGCCUUUUACUUUGCAAAGUGGCUGUGCAAAAAUGGAGCCUUUGCUCUUCUACACUGAUAUGUACAGAGAUACACAGACCAACCGAGGGAGGGUUUCCACAGUUUCUUUCCCUGUGGAUAGCACCUUAUUCUUGAAGCUCCCUGGAUUGUUUGAAGCCCUCAGGAAUACAGGUACCCUGUGGACAGAAGCAUUGCUGCUCCAUCAAAGAGUUGUCCAGAGCCAGGGUGGCUUUCAGGGUUGUGAGGGCCAGUUAUCCCAGAUAAACCAGGAGGCACUGCCAAGGAGCAGAUGUACCUCUGGAAAAUCCAGUUGUCACAUCCUUUCCAAUUCUUCUUACCCAGACAACUGCUGAUUUCCAAGUGCAACAUAGAGAGGUUUCAGGAAAGAGGGCAGGAAGAUGAGGCUACACGUGUGGUGACAGCAGUGGGUGACACACACUAAUGUCAGGGCUGGCACCAACAGCAAAAACAGCAAAGCACAAACAGCAUCUGAUCAGAAGCAGCACAGCUUGACUUGCAGCUCCUGGGGCAGCGAGCAGUGUGACAGCUUAGGGGAAACAAAACCUCUCAACAAUUAAACUGAUCAAACCUGACAAGGACCCCAGUGCAAACAGCAGCACAACACUGAGCUGCCACUGGGAUGGAAUUGUUCUGUUGAACUGAACAAUUACCUUUGUUCUUCAAAAUAACCAGCAAGCAGUUUUUUUGUAAGUCUCCAGGAGCCCUCAGUGCAGGGUUUCUGCACCCAGAGUUACUUUGUCUGCUGUCAUUGGAAAGGGGAAUAUGGAAUAAACUGUGCUUGAAAUCCA